Molecule: messenger RNA, 1508 nt
Organism: Diorhabda sublineata
Lineage: Eukaryota; Metazoa; Arthropoda; Insecta; Coleoptera; Chrysomelidae
Gene: Prp31
Product: U4/U6 small nuclear ribonucleoprotein Prp31
Exons: 1
Coding region: 27-1508 (493 amino acids)
Biological process (GO): mRNA splicing, via spliceosome; spliceosomal tri-snRNP complex assembly
Cellular component (GO): precatalytic spliceosome; U4 snRNP; U4/U6 x U5 tri-snRNP complex
Source: RefSeq, a predicted model, not a curated record
AGUUACAAAUCUUAAAAGUGUAAAAAAUGUCGUUAGCAGACGAAUUACUAGCAGAUCUGGAAGAUAACGAUCAAGAUGAUUUUCCUAAAGAGGAAGAAUCAGAAAUGAUGGAAACAGAAGAAAAACCAGAUAUAAACGAACUUAUUCAACAAGAUACUACCCAAAUAAAUUCAGUUCGAGAAAUUUGUAAGUUAAGAGACUCCGAAAAAUUACAAAAUAUAAUAAAUCAAAUAGAAAACUUUGGUUCAAAAAUACGAAAAGCCGGUGAUGUGAUAGGACCCGUUGAAACAGAUCCAGAAUAUCAGUUAAUAGUUGAAGCAAAUAAUUUAGCUCAAGAUAUUGAUAAUGAAAUAGUAACCAUACAUAAAUUUGUACGAGAUAAAUACCAAAAACGAUUUCCGGAAUUAGAAUCGUUAGUAGUAAGUCCUUUAGAAUAUUUAAGAACUGUUAAAGAACUUGGAAAUGAUCUUGAUCAAGCUAAAAAUAAUGAAAUAUUACAACAAUUCUUAACACAGGCUACUAUUAUGGUCGUAUCCGUCACUGCUUCUACAACUCAAGGUUCCUUAUUAUCAAAAUUUGAAAAAGAACAAAUUGACGAAGCUUGUGAUAUGGCAAUGGAAUUGAACAAUUUUAAAUUGAAAAUUUAUGAAUAUGUAGAAAGUAGGAUGGCAUUUAUAGCUCCAAAUAUUUCUGUAAUAUUAGGAGCUUCGGUAGCUGCUAAAAUAAUGGGAGUAGCAGGUGGUUUAACUAGACUUUCAAAAAUACCUGCUUGCAAUGUAUUACUCCUAGGACAACAAAAGAAGUCUCCAUCAGGUUUUUCUCAAUCGACAAUGUUGCCUCAUACGGGGUUUGUUUAUUAUUCAGAUAUUGUACAAAAUACUCCUCCUGAUUUAAGACGAAAAGCAGCGAGAUUAGUGUCAACAAAAUGUACAUUAGCAGCUAGGGUUGAUGCGUGUCAUGAAAGCACAGAUGGACAUAUCGGUAGACAACUAAGAGAUGAAAUUGAAAGAAAACUGGAUAAAUUACAAGAGCCACCACCUGUGAAAUUUGUCAAACCUCUGCCAAAACCAAUAGAUCAAUCAAAAAAGAAAAGGGGAGGUAAGAGGGUGAGAAAAAUGAAAGAGAGAUAUGCCUUAACUGAAUUUAGGAAACAUGCUAAUAGAAUGAAUUUUGCCGACAUAGAAGAUGACGCUUAUCAAGAAGAUUUGGGCUAUACUAGGGGUACAAUUGGAAAAGCUGGUACAGGAAGAAUAAGAUUGCCUCAGGUUGAUGAAAAAACUAAAGUUAGAAUAUCAAAAACGUUACAAAAGAAUUUACAAAAGCAACAAAUUUGGGGUGGAAGUACUACUGUUAAAAAGCAAAUAUCAGGUACGGCAUCUAGUGUAGCUUUUACACCAUUACAAGGAUUGGAAAUUGUGAAUCCACAAGCUGCGGAAGUUAAAGUGAACGAAGCUAAUGCCAAAUAUUUUUCAAAUACAUCAGGUUUUUUGAAAGUAGAAAAAAAGUGA